GGCCGACUGCACACCCCGCCCCUCCAUGCGCGAGUGUGACGUCACUUCCGCAAGCGACCCCCUUCACUACCCUGCAGCCCCCGCACCUGGGGGAAGGCCCGAAGCGGCCUGCCGAGGUGCACGCCUGCUCCCUUUGGGGGCGCGGGAGCCUGGCGGCGGCCAUGGCCCCCAGCCACCUGUCAGUGCGGGAGAUGAGGGAAGAUGAGAAACCCUUGGUGCUGGAGAUGCUGAAGGCUGGUGUGAAGGACACAGAGAACCGUGUGGCCCUCCAUGCCCUAACACGGCCACCAGCCCUGCUCCUCCUGGCUGCAGCCAGCAGUGGUCUGCGCUUCGUCCUGGCCUCCUUCGCCCUGGCCCUCCUCCUGCCUGUGUUCCUGGCUGUGGCAGCCAUGAAGCUUGGCCUGCGGGCCAGAUGGGGCUCACUGCCUCCACCGGGCGGCCUGGGGGGCCCCUGGGUGGCAGUGCGCAGCUCGGGUGAUGUGUGUGGCAUCCUGGCCCUGGCCCCAGGGUCCAGUGCUGGGGACGGGGCCCGGGUCACCCGCCUCUCUGUGUCUCGCUGGCACCGCCGCCGAGGUGUAGGCCGGCGGCUGCUGGCCUUUGCCGAAUCCCGGGCGCGAGCCUGGGCAGGAGGCAUGGGGGAGCCCCGGGCCAGGCUUGUGGUCCCUGUGGCGGUGGCAGCGUGGGGCGUGGCAGGGAUGCUGGAGGGCUGUGGCUACCAGGCUGAAGGGAGCUGGGGCUGCAUGGGCUACACACUUGUGCGGGAAUUCAGCAAGGACCUGUGAGGACUCUGGACCCUGGAGGAAGGGAGAGCACUUAAUGAGCAGCUACUGUGUGCGGGUUGAGUCCCCAGGCCUGCAUAAGGCAGGACACUCCACUGCAGGCUGACGGCUAUCUGUAGUGCUUGAACUUUUCGCAGAGGUCAACCUGUCCAGCCCCCUGACCCGGAUUUUAUCUGCACUGAGAAGUCUCCUCUGUCCGUCUGCCAAGGUUGCACAAUUUAUGCUACAGGCCUGGGCGAGAUCACUUGGGAGGAGGACAGGAGGCCCGCAAGUGUGCCCACCCCCAUGGGUUAGGACCUGCCGUCAGGGGCACCCCAAAUGGGGACGAGGCCCUACUGGGAAUGGGGAGGGGCUUGAUGUCUGCACAGAGGGGAUGAGCAGAGCCCUUACAGGGGAAGGGAGUCUGACCAGAGCAAGGCCCUGGCAAGGAUGGAGGGCACAGGGCUGCCCGUGCCAGGCCCCUCCCCAGAAGGUGAGCUGAGAGGGGCGCCAGCCAAACCCAUCUGGUUUUUUACACCCGAUUGUUAAUAAAGCCUGAAACUGCUG
Nyctereutes procyonoides (raccoon dog) is the source of this 1325-nucleotide messenger RNA. It is a transcript of the gene NAT14, whose product is annotated as N-acetyltransferase 14 (putative). Gene Ontology annotation, molecular function: N-acetyltransferase activity. The transcript has 3 exons. The record is from RefSeq and is a predicted model, not a curated record. NCBI's taxonomy places the organism in Eukaryota, Metazoa, Chordata, Mammalia, Carnivora, Canidae. Bases 162 to 782 code for a protein of 206 amino acids.